Molecule: messenger RNA, 5245 nt
Organism: Podarcis muralis (Common wall lizard)
Lineage: Eukaryota; Metazoa; Chordata; Lepidosauria; Squamata; Lacertidae
Gene: DGKA
Product: diacylglycerol kinase alpha
Biological process (GO): phospholipase C-activating G protein-coupled receptor signaling pathway
Cellular component (GO): plasma membrane
Molecular function (GO): calcium ion binding; ATP-dependent diacylglycerol kinase activity
Source: RefSeq, a predicted model, not a curated record
AUGGCGUAAUUGGGAGGAGAAGAGAGUGUGCGGGCGGAGAGGAGACGGGGGAAGAGAAAGCGGCUCUGCCGCCAUUUUGUUCUUGAGGGAGCGCCUUCUCUUCGCUGAAGGGUUAACGGCGUCGUUGCUAGGGUUUCGGAAAGUUCGGGGGCUGGAGAGACGUCGCCGACAAGCGUCAUAAGCACGUCAGAAUGCAAAACCCCGCGUUUCUGAGGUGGAGAGCGGAGUCCUCAACUUUACCCCUAAGGCAGGGCUGCAGGUGCUGUUGGGACGCCCAGUGUCUCCCACUUCCCAUUGGCCUCAGCCCAAGGAUGGUUUGGAGUUAGGAAGACAUAUGCUUUGCAUGCGCCAGGUUCGGGGCUCAGUGGCACCCGAGUAGGGCUGGAGAAAAGCUGCGACCUGAAACUACAGAGAGUUGCUGCCAGCCCGUGUUGGCAAUACAGAACUACGUUAAUUGGAGGAAUGACUUGGAAUAGAAGGAGGUUCCUACUUGGCCGCAAGUUCCCCAAUCCUGGCCUAAGUGGCCCUUGCCUGGGUUCCUUAUUCUGACAGGAACGGGCCGUCGGUGGAGGCCGGUCAAAAAUGUCCAAAGAAAGGAAGGGCCUUCGCCCUUCCUCAUCUUCCUCUGCCCAUUUGUUAAACGUUUUAAAUCUUUUCCGUGACUUCGAAAAUCCAUGUUUGUGGACAUUUUAAGUACCUGAAGAGCAGGGAGAGCGUUGCCAAGUGCAGAACGAUUCUCACUGUUACGCUGUGAAAUGUUAAGUCGCAAAGUGCAGUAAUAAAUAAGGGAGAUCAUAACUGAAAUCCUAGGCAAUAAAGAUUAUCUCCAUGUGCAGUGGCACUUGCUUUAAAAUAAGGAUGGUUAAGACUGGACACCUUAGGAGAGUGGUGUCUUAAGCCCAUGAUUGUCUUCUGUGGAGUUUAAAAACUCAUUCCUACACGUACCUGAGACUUCGAAUCUGAACAGUGCAGGCCCUGCCAUUAGGAAGAGUGAGGCAGCUGCCUCAGGUGGCAUAGUGAGGGCCAGAGAUAAAGAAUUGUGUGAACUGUGACACCUAAGCUAGCCUGCUGCCCUUACGUGUGGUGGUGGUGGUCUGACACCAGUGUUGAUGUAGAGUCGGCUGCCAGUCUGGGUGGCUUUUGUACAUGAAACAGGAGGAAUCAUUGAAUGCCUCAGGCACCUCAAUGUCAUAUCCUGGCUCUGAAUUGUGUGACUCACGUUUUAGAACUAUCCACAGCAACAGAACAUUUUGAAAGGCAACAGACAUUUUUAAGGGUCUGGUUUUCAACUUGAUAACGGUGUGCUUCCAAACUCAAGAUUUAAAGGAAGAUUUAUCAGUCGGGCUUGAAAAGCUUGCCUAUGUACCUUAAAGUCUCUUGAUUGGAUUAAAACCCUAUCAUUGUGUGAUUAUCUCCAUGAGUGGAAAUUAACUCUCUCUAUAAAGACAAGCUUGCUCAUUUAAUUACAAACAAUAGCACUGAAUUAAGUUGAACAUGUGGUGUAGUUAGGCUAUUCCUCAGAUGCAGGGCUGUGCAUAGACUGUUGUGCAAAGUCCUCCUCACAUGCCAUGUAGUCAAACAUUGAGUUUCUAUUGAAACACAAAUGCUUGCAGAUAAACUACUGAAAAAGACAUGCUGAAAGCACUGGGUAUAAAAGAGUGGCGAUAAUGAUUAUGGAAGUGGUGCUGUCUGAAGAGAACCAUAGGGAUAUAGGGGCUCCACAGAAAACUGAGCCCAAUGCUUUGUUCUACUAUGCACUUUAAAUAAUUGUAUCCCACACUCUACAUUAAUGCCCACUGUUGAGGAUAUCCAGAUUACAGGACACCUGCAGACAAGAGCCAAAUAUACUUUGAAAGGAACAUCUGCAGGCAAGGAAGAUAAUUUGUAGAAAAUUCUUUCCUAGGAUAGAAUUUCUCAAAUGAACUGGUAUAAAAUGGUAUGGACAGCCUGCUCAUGACAUCUACACAGUGAGGAAAUUUGAAGUGAUGUGACCUAUACAUAAAAAUCAGGUUCAAAAUUAACAACAGUGAAUAAAUGAUGUAAAGUUACCAGACAUGAACAUGCAACUUCAUUGAAAAAUAAGCAGAACUUUGAGAAGAAGAUUAUAACGUUGGGAUGGCUACAGCAAUUCUGCCAGUUUCCAGACCUGGUAAGGAAAUUGUAAGAUCUUCUCUUCCAGAGAGGAGUCAGCCAGAACAGAAUAGUUUCUCAGAACCAUAUGGGAGGGAGCCUUUCCCCAACAUAUACUUUGUUCUGGCCAAAUCCCUGGAGAGAUGUGACGACCCUCAGGUUGGACCCAGAAGGCUCACCUGCCUUUUUCCACAAGGAGCCACACCGAAAGAUCCUAGGUGCCUGGGGAUUCCAUUUUUCAGAAGCAGGCGUAAAGUGGAGCAAGGACAGCAGCAUGUCCGACAGCAAGGAGUGGGCCACGCUCAGCCCAGAGGAGUUCACCCAGCUGCAGAAGUACAUCGACUACAGCAGCAAGAAGGUGCAGGACGUGCUGCAGGAAUUUUAUGGAGACGGUAAAUUGUCUGAGCACCUUCAAGGAGAUACGAUAGACUUCGAGGGCUUCAAGCUCUUCCUGAAAACCUACUUGGAAGCAGAGGAGAUCUCAGAUGAACUUUGCAGCCAUCUCUUCAUGUCUUUCCAGACUACGGCAGGACAGGCCACAGGAGAGCCAGGAGUGCAACCAACCAGUGGCUUUGUUUGCGUCAAUGAUGUCUCUUGUUACUUCUCUCUGCUGGAAGGUGGAAGGCCAGAAGACAAGCUGGAAUUCACCUUCAAGCUCUAUGACAAAGAUGGGAAUGGCCUGCUCGACAGUUCAGAGGUGGACCGCAUAAUCACACAGAUGAUGCGUGUGGCUGAAUAUCUGGACUGGGACGUCACUGAGCUUAAGCCAAUCCUGCAGGAGAUGAUGCGAGAGAUUGACUACGACGGCAGUGGCACAGUGUCUCUAUCCGAGUGGCUCCGCGGCGGCGCCACCACCGUCCCCCUCCUAGUGCUACUUGGACUGGAGGCUACCAUGAAGGAUGAUGGGCAGCACCUCUGGCGCCUGAAGCACUUCAACCGGCCCGUUUACUGCAACGUGUGUGAGACGCUUCUGCUGGGGCUGCGCAAGCAGGGGCUGCGCUGCACUUUUUGCAAGUACACAGUGCACGAGCGCUGUGCCCGCAAAGCCCCACUGAGUUGUAUCAGCACCUAUGCCAAGAGCCGUCGUGACACCAGUGCACAAGCCCACAUCUGGGUAAGAGGCGGCUGUGACGGCAGCAAGUGCGACCGGUGUCAGAAGAAGAUCAAGAGUUUUCAGAGCCUGACAGGAAUGCACUGUGCCUGGUGCCAUCAGAAGAUCCAUGACGAGUGCAUGUCUCUCAUGCCUUCAGCUUGUGAUUGCGGGGUCCUCAGAGAUCAUAUCCUUCCACCUUCAGCAAUCUACCCUGUUGUGCUGGAGCGACAGAACAGUCAGAAGAACGGAGUCUGUGGGACCCCUUCAGAAGAGCCAGCUCAGCCCUUCACCACCCCUGAGGGACAGGCACUGCGGAUCAUCCCGGUGCCUGACACUCACCCCUUGCUUGUCUUUGUCAAUCCCAAGAGUGGUGGGAAGCAGGGAGAGAGGGUGCUGCGGAAAUUUCAAUACCUCCUCAAUCCACGGCAGGUCUACAAUUUACUGAAGGGGGGCCCCGGACCUGGGCUGAACUUCUUCCGGGAUGUGCCAGAUUUCCGUAUCCUGGUUUGCGGCGGUGACGGCACAGUCGGAUGGAUCUUGGAUGCCAUCGACAAAGCCAACCUACCAAGUCGGCCUCCCGUGGCUGUGUUGCCCCUGGGAACUGGCAAUGAUCUGGCCCGCUGCCUUCGCUGGGGAGGAGGUUAUGACGGCGAGAACCUAGUGAAGAUCCUUAAAGACAUUGAGGCAAGCAGCAUCCUGCAGAUGGAUCGCUGGUCAGUCCAGGUGACGCCCGACAACCCUGAUGAGAAAGGGGACCCCGUCCCCUACGAGAUCAUCAACAACUAUUUCUCCAUUGGGGUAGAUGCCUCCAUUGCCCACCGAUUCCAUGUCAUGAGGGAGAAAUACCCGGAGAAAUUUAACAGCAGGAUGAAGAACAAGCUCUGGUAUUUUGAGUUUGCUACAUCGGAGACCAUCUUUGCCACAUGCAAAAAGCUCAAGGAGUGCCUGUCGGUCGAGUGCUGUGGGCAGCCUAUUGACCUCAGCGGAGCACUUUCUGGAGUAGCAGUCCUCAACAUUCCCAGCAUGCACGGUGGCUCCAACCUCUGGGGUGAGACCAAAAGACCUUUGGGGGAGGCGGCGGCACGAAGCACAGCAGGGGGUGCCGCACAGCCCCAGGUCAUCAGUGAUGCCGAAACUCUGAAGAACUGUGUACAAGACCUAAGUGACCGGCGGAUGGAGGUGGUGGGCCUGGAAGGCGUCUUAGAGAUGGGACAGAUUUACACAGGACUGAAGAGCGCGGGCAAACGCCUGGCCAAGUGCUCCGAGAUCACACUGCGAACCUUCAAGCAUCUCCCCAUGCAGAUUGAUGGAGAGCCCUGGAUGCAAGCCCCAUGCACGAUCAAAAUAACCCACAAGAACCAAGCCCCAAUGCUCAUCGCUCCACCUCCCCGAUCCUCCAGUUUUUUCGGCUUGAAGAAGGGACCGCAGGAGCCCUAAAAGAAAAAGCGCUUCUGGGUCUAUCAGAAGCCACGGUGAUGCAGCUGGAGGCCUGUUGUCGGGAUGCCCAAUGCUCUUGCACAAUGGGGGGAAGUCCUGCUCUCUAUCACCACCACCAAACACAAACAGUUGAACAAGGUUUCUUGCUGCCUGGUACGUGGCAAAGCAGGUGGGCAGCUGCAGCCACAGCGCCUUUGCUUCCGCCACACAGAUCGACGUUGCCAAUUCCUUGAACCAGGGUGGGAGAGCUGUUGCAAUACCCCUGCCAUCGGGUGUUGUCCCUUGUGGGCUGCCUGCCUGUGCCGGUGCGCCCUUACCCCAAAUUGUGUGGGUGCCAAAUCCUCCUUCACUGACCACUCAAAAGGCCCUGUAAAUUGUCUGCUCUUGCCCUUCCGGUUCUGUUCCUUGUAGGUUCUUACCCCUUGCACUCGAGGUUACUACUGAAAGACUGUGGCGGCACCGGCUCGCCUUUCCCGCUCCUCCCCUCUGUCCCCCUUUUAUUUAUUGCAACUCCAUUCCAAGUCCUCCACUUAGCGUUCUCAGAAGUGCCUCAGCGUAGUAAUAAAGAGUUGGGCUUGGAUGGUG